Oppiella nova is the source of this 1137-nucleotide messenger RNA. The record is from the annotation of a GenBank genome assembly. NCBI's taxonomy places the organism in Eukaryota, Metazoa, Arthropoda, Arachnida, Sarcoptiformes, Oppiidae.
AUGGCAGGUUUUUCAAAGUGGCUGACUUUGGGUCUGCUACUAUUCGCAAAUCUAUAUCAACCUAACCCGACGCGUGAGGCACCGCAAGUACGUAGGGGUGAGUCAAAUGACCCAAAGAGUGAUGUCUAUAGUCUGGCCAUAACUACAGAAGAGAUAUUUAGCUUUGAUGUGGACGACAUUAUGCGAAGUAGUUCACAGAAGUAUUCAUUAGUUAAUGAAGUGUUAAACAAAUGUGUCGUUCAUUUGAAACAAGAAAUAAAAACGAUGUUAUCCUUAGACCCGACUGUUAGACCCUCUUGUGGUGAACCCCAACUUCCCGAUCGGGAACUAUACUUCCGGCGGUUCAUUAAAUUGAGAGCCUGUGGCAAACAUUCCCCUGUUGAGAUCAUGAGACUCUGUAAAAUAUCGAGGCCUACAUUCAAUGAGUGGACACGUAUUGACGACAACGAAGAGCUGUUCCUAACCCUUCCACGAACUGGAGGGUUGAAAAAGUCAACCACUGAUGAGGACGAUAUGACCCUUCGUGAGGUUGCUUUGGCCAACCAAUGGUCAUCAAUAGAUGAGUUGAGACAACUCCCAGAAAUCAGUGGGAAUGAGAGGUUAUCUGCAUUGGGAGAUCGGGCAUUAAGGGAUCGAUUGGCAGAUUCAGGUGUCAAACAUCGUAUUGCGGCCCAUAAGGAACGCCUCUCUGAUUGGCACAAAGAGCAGCGGUUUGAUUACGCCCACCAAUUCAUGAAUUGGUCACUCGUUGAUUGGGCUCAAGUCAUAUUCAUCGAUGAGUUUAGGAUCUGCAGUGGAGAUCGGGGACAGAUUUUUGUUUGGCGCGAAACUGGGACACGAUUUGAUGAGCGCAACAUUGCUUUCCAUGGGAUUGCGCCGGUCUAUCGUGUCGACCGUUUGAAUCAAGGCUCAUACCGGGACUACCUGGUUGACCUUAAGGCCAAUUACAUCGACAAACACUUCGAUGACGGUAAUGUUCUUCUGCUCCACGACGGUCACCCGGUGCACAAAUCCACACUAGUCUUGGAUUGGAUUACAGCCAAUAUUGGAUAUCACAAGGACUUUGUGUUUCCCCAUCCAGGACUGUCACCUGACCUCAAUCCAUGUGAAAAUGUCGGUGGAAUGGUUAAGUCACUU